AUGAUGUUUUUCAAGUCCUUGGCCGUUGUUUCGCUAGCCCUUUGGGCUAAGCAGGCAUCCGCGGCCUUCGGAAUUACUACUAGCAGUGCUUCCUAUGUAAUUGAUGCCGGCUCUUCAAACCCCCUGAAGUUUACUGUCAGCCGGACAAACUGCGACAUUACUUCAAUCAAUUACUAUGGAUCUGAGCUUCAAUACAAGUCGACUGCAUCGCAUAUCGGAUCGGGUCUUGGUAGCGCAACUGUGACUGCGAGUCAGAGCGGCGAUUAUAUUAAGGUGACAUGUGAAACAUCCACCUUGACACAUUACUAUGUUGUCCAUAAUGGAGAUUCAACUAUUCAUAUGGCAACAUACACAACUGCAGAGCCGAGUAUUGGAGAACUUCGUUACAUCGCGCGCCUGAAUGCAGACCUACUCCCCAACGAAGAGCCAUUUGGCGUUGUCUCCAAUAUUGGAGGUGGUAGUGUUGUUGAGGGAGAGGAUGUGUUCUUGGUUAGUGGCCAAACGCGAAGCAAGUUCUAUUCCAGCGAACGGUUUAUUGAUGACAAAAUCCACUGUGUCUCUGGAAGCGCACACCGCGUGUGUAUGAUCUUAAACCAAUACGAGACAUCCGCUGGCGGACCUUUCCAUCGUGAUAUCAAUACGAACAAUGUUGGCUCUUACACCGGCCUAUAUUGGUACAUGAACUCCGGACACGUUCAAACCGAGACCUAUCGCCAGGGCCUGCACGGUCCAUACUCGAUGACCUUCAGCCGGAGCGGUACCCCCAGCUCCAACAUUGACACAUCGUUCUUUGCCGACCUCGAUAUCAAAGGAUACGUCCCCACGUCUGGGAGAGGCUAUGUUAAGGGAACUGCAUCUGGGGCUGACUCUGCUUUCAAAUGGGUCAUUCAUUGGUAUAAUUCUGCCGCACAGUACUGGACCUACGCUUCGUCUUCUGGGGGAUUCACCUCCCCCGCCAUGAAGCCCGGCACCUACACCAUGGUAUAUUAUCAGGGCGAAUAUGCUGUUGCUAGCUCUUCGGUGACAGUUACCGCCGGAUCAACCACUUCGAAGAGUAUCUCCGGGUCUGUGAAAACCGGAAAAACAGUCUUUAAGAUUGGAGAUUGGGAUGGCACACCAAACGGCUUCCUCAACGCGGAUAAACAGCUCCGCAUGCAUCCCUCAGACACCCGCAUGUCUUCCUGGUCUCCAUCUACCUACACAGUCGGCACUUCUAAGGUCUCUUCUUUCCCCAUGGCUCUCUUCAAAUCCGUGAACUCCCCUUUGACAAUCAAAUUUACGGCAUCUUCUUCGCAGACCGGAGCUGCCACGCUGAGAAUUGGCACCACUCUUUCCUUUGCGUCUGGCCGGCCCCAGGUUGUGGUCAACAAUUAUGCCGGCUCCAUCCCGGCUGCCCCGACUAACCUUAACUCGCGUGGCGUGACUCGCGGCGCGUAUAGAGGUUUUGGCGAGGUCUACGAUGUUUCAAUUCCGGCUGGAACUAUCGUUGCGGGAACUAACACUAUCACGAUCAGUGUUGCUUCUGGUAGCUCUGGAGAGACUUACCUGAGUCCCAACUUUGUAACUAUCUUCCUGCUUAUCUUCUCCUUUGGCUGGAAGCUGACUUAUGCCGAUAGAUUUUCGAUUGCGUGGAGCUCUUCCAGUAAACAUUUGGGGCAAAUGGCCGAGUUUCAGGAAGCAGCGGAGCAGCAGAACAGGAGUUUUCGAAGUAGUAAGAGUGCGGAUGGCUUUCACUUGUCUGAUGUCACUUAA
Messenger RNA from Penicillium coprophilum, 1752 nucleotides. It is a transcript of the gene rglA, whose product is annotated as putative rhamnogalacturonase B. Gene Ontology annotation, biological process: pectin catabolic process. Gene Ontology annotation, molecular function: carbohydrate binding; carbon-oxygen lyase activity, acting on polysaccharides. The coding region runs from base 1 to 1752 and encodes 583 amino acids. Lineage: Eukaryota; Fungi; Ascomycota; Eurotiomycetes; Eurotiales; Aspergillaceae. The record is from RefSeq and is a predicted model, not a curated record. The transcript is spliced from 11 exons.